UAAAAUGACUCAAGUGUCCUCAGGAAUGUAUCUUUUUUUGAUUCUACUGUUCUUGUGUAAUACAGUGUCUACUAAUGCUGCCACAGCUCCUACCACCACCGCCGCAACAACUGAGGCCCCUACAACAAAUUCAGCUACAACGACAACCGACGCCGUGGUCGCUAACAAUGCGACAACUGACGCCGUGGUCGCUAACAAUGCGACAACUGUUGCAGUGGUGACCAACCCCACUACUAAGAAUUCAACCAACAACGCUGUGACAACGGAUACAAUUACAACUAAAAACGUCACCGAUGCGGACAGAGAAGAUAGUUUGAGUUGGAUGUCGGACGCACGAAUUGUGAUAAUCAUAUUAGCAUCUUUGCUGGGAUUAGUGUUUCUGUUUCUAUUUUUGGCUGCGUGUGCUUGGCUUACGUCCAACUCCGCCAGGAAACAUCGAUAUGGACGAUACAGAGGCAGACGUCGCCGCAGACGAUAUGACUUCGAGGAAUAUCCCAGCUCAGAGCCUUCGUCAUACGCAGACGAAAUAUACGUACCAUUUGACGGACCACCGGAAGUGACGUUAUCGUACAAGAAGUCGUCUGCGCUUGAACCAUAUUACAGCUUGCCCAGAGAAACUAAGUACAGCCCCUACCUAUUUGACGAUGAUAUGGGGCAAUAUAUGAAAGGCGAUCUUAAUCCAUACCAAGGCUAUGACUUUGACAGGCCAUAUUUUUCGAGUGCCGGCUUAAGGUCGUCAAUUGGCCGCUACCCAUCCGACUGGUAUAGGUCUAUGCCCGUAAACUUGGAGCUGGCAUUGCCACGACCUUGGCUAAGAUAAUAAAUAUGACGUCAGGAAAUGUAAGCCAGUACAAAUAAUGACGAAAGCUUAACUGUUUCAUCUUUCAUCGGAGUGUCAGUAAAUGUUUAAGUUAGCAAAUUGUGUACUGUAAAACUAUUACAUAAAAGUGAUUUGUUUAAACAAUAUAUUAAUUCAUUCAUAUACAUGUAAAAUAUAUACAAACACAAAGUUAAUUCAAUCAAAUACAUAAAAGGAUUGUGUAGAAAUCUGGAAGAAACACUUUUAUUUAAUACUGGUGCUUA
This is a messenger RNA of Ruditapes philippinarum (Manila clam), 1083 nucleotides long. RefSeq lists its product as uncharacterized. Lineage: Eukaryota; Metazoa; Mollusca; Bivalvia; Venerida; Veneridae. Bases 5 to 820 code for a protein of 271 amino acids. The record is from RefSeq and is a predicted model, not a curated record. The transcript has 4 exons.